AUGGCGCUCAUUACAGGCAAAACCAUCAUCACCUCCGUCUCCCUCUUCCACCUCACCAUGGCCUAUUUCAUGCUCUUCAACCCGCAAACUGUCGACGACCAGAUCCUCGUCUAUAUUCUCGGCCGCAGCAUGGGACUGCCACCGGCCCGCGGCCUUGACUCGCCAUCCCCUGCCCUCGCCUUUCUCGGCGUCGUCCUCGCCUUACUAGGUCUGAGCGACCUCGUCUCCCUUUCCAUGCCCGAGGAGCUGGGCGCGCUCUACUACUGGGGCACCCAAGCACCCGUUAGAUUCAUCUUCUCCAUGACCCUUGUGUUUUACAGCUACACCUUUGGACCGACGGGCCCCUUGGGCGUCUACACAAACGGCACCAGCCGUAAACCGGGCUUCUUUGGCGGCGGGGGCGGCUCUGCGACUGACGGCCUCAAGAAUCGUGUCAUCUUCACCUUUGUCUUCAUCGAGAUGGUCGCGUGGUUCUGGCUUUGGGUCACGCUGCGCGAGGAGCGCGUGGGCGUCGUGGAGAGACUGCGGAAGCAGCAAGAACGCAACGCCCGGUGA
Beauveria bassiana ARSEF 2860 is the source of this 555-nucleotide messenger RNA. RefSeq lists its product as uncharacterized. The coding region runs from base 1 to 555 and encodes 184 amino acids. NCBI's taxonomy places the organism in Eukaryota, Fungi, Ascomycota, Sordariomycetes, Hypocreales, Cordycipitaceae. The transcript has 3 exons. The record is from RefSeq and is a predicted model, not a curated record.